Molecule: messenger RNA, 1089 nt
Organism: Plasmodium fragile
Lineage: Eukaryota; Apicomplexa; Aconoidasida; Haemosporida; Plasmodiidae
Exons: 12
Coding region: 1-1089 (362 amino acids)
Molecular function (GO): protein binding
Source: RefSeq, a predicted model, not a curated record
AUGAUUAAAAGGAAAUACAAUUUGAAGUAUUGUUGUGAUGACAUCUGCGUGUUCCCUAGUAGUACUUGGCCGAGCGGAAGCUGGGAAAAAUUCAGUCCCAGUUUCGGCUUAACGGCCAUUUCGACCUACCAGCUGAAGGUCCCCGCUCAGGAUAACAGAAAAGAUGAUGGAGACCUCGCGGAGGUGGAGACACACCACGUGGAACAGAAAAAAAAGGGAAAGGUGUACCUCUACCGACUAGAAGAAGACACCACUGAGGAUGGAGACAGAUCCGAAAUGAACCCCAUCUUGAAGUACCACAGUGACAUAAACUUCCGCAGCGGCGUUCUCCAGUCCAGCUAUCUGUUCACCCACGACAGUCUCUUGCUGGGCAGCGCCUGCGUUAAUGGUUUUCACUUGACUCACGUGAAGGACGGAAGUCAUCACCUCCUUUUUGCAACGCCAGAUGAAAGAGACAAUUCGGGUCUUUCCUUUGAUGCCUUUGAUGGAUCUCCCGACAAAGUCUUCGUUACGUUUAGCAAUGGGGAUGUGUGCCUCCUCGUUGAUGGAAAAUGCACCCAAUUAUGGAAGGCCCAUGAGUACCACGUGUGGACGUGCACAUUUAACGGAAGUGAAAACGUAGUGACAACAGGGUCUGACGAUUGCUCCUUCGCGAUUUGGGACCUCAGAACAACAACAGCACCUUCAGCAAGGAAUACAAAGUCCCACUCGCAAGGCGUCACGGUGGUCAAAUUCGAUAGCUUCCGUCAGGAGCUGUACACGGCAUCGUACGACAACAAGAUUCGCAUCUUUGACGCGCGAAACGUGCAAGACCCCCUUCGAACAGUCGACGUGAAGUCCAGCAUAUGGCGGCUUAAGUUUUUGUACAAAGGCACAGACGUGAACGAACUACUAGUUGCGGCCUGCGACGGCGGGGCCCAGUUAUUCAAGAAGAUCGACGACGAAUUCAUUUUUGAUAAGGGAAUCCACAAUGAUAACGAACUGACCUACGGAAUUGACGCCAUUGACCUUGCCGAUGUGGCAAAAGAAAAAAAAAGAAUUUACCUGUCUUGCUCUUUUUACAAUAAAGAAGUCCAAAUGUGGGUUUAA